Messenger RNA from Aphanomyces astaci, 1319 nucleotides. RefSeq lists its product as hypothetical. The transcript has 3 exons. Lineage: Eukaryota; Oomycota; Saprolegniomycetes; Saprolegniales; Verrucalvaceae. The coding region runs from base 22 to 1248 and encodes 408 amino acids. The record is from RefSeq and is a predicted model, not a curated record.
CCAGAAUUGACAAUUCACACAAUGGUGUUUCGGGUGGCAGCGCCGCGGUUCGAGUCGGACCAUGACCACGACCAGGAUGUGAAGCAAAGCAACCGAUUGUUUGACCUCAUGUCGCAUGAGAUCAUCGAGCAGCGCCUGGAAAACCUCAAGAGAAAGCCCAAAUGGACUCAGUGGCUCGAUGCGUACGUCCACAAGUUGGACAGGGAUGGCCACGACGACGACGAGUGGACUCCACGAGGGGGGACGAACGUGACCGCAAAAGGCCGUGAAACCCAUGGAGCUAAGCGAUCCGGCUUCUUCUCGCACGUGUUUUGGACGAUCGUCGGCCUUGUGUCGAUGCCAUUCAUCGUGCUGUUUUGCGUUCCGUUUCAGCGUUUUUACUCACCAUACAUGUGGCCUCUGGGAUGCCAUUCGCCGACGAGCUUCCUCAAGCAAGCAGUGCUCAAUGCAUGCACAAUCGUUUUGAUCGUAGCAGUGGCGUACUGGACCCUCUGCGACGAGCUCCCUACCCGACACAUGGAGACAAACGUGGCGCUGGUGCGGCAGCAUGCGUCCAUUCUGUACUUGAAGCUAGUUCAUUGCGCCCACAACCUACGCGUAUCCGACGACAUUGCCAGCUUGAAGUGGUUGCAAGCGAUCGUGGAAGGGGGCAGCAUGGCGUCAUUCGAGUGGCCUGUCACUGUGCCAAGGGAGUGCCUUGGUCCUAUUCUGGACGCCCUCGUCAUGGCCGCCUUUCUUGGCCUUUUGCUCAACUUUUACUCCAAGUGGUCUAGGUAUGCCAUCUUCACUUUCGUGCUGGUUCAGUAUACGCUUUCUUCGCCAUAUGUGCAAACGGUGUGGACGCCGCGGCCCGCCAUCACGUCGUUAGAGCCUGCAUAUGCGAUGCUGGACGAGCCACUGGUGGUGACUGUGGAGGGCGACCACCUGCAGCCGGGCGGCACUGUCGCAUGGAUUCCAUUUUGGUGCGCGCCGUCGACGUAUGCAUCAUCAGACGCGUUCUUCGUGGGCGACUGCGACAAGCAAUUCGGCGCGCCUUUUGCCGCCGGCGUCGUGCACGUCACGUUCACGUUGGUCGACACGUUCAUCCCGUGCUACAAGCACCCGCCCAACCCAGUGCACCCCCAAGUGUUUGAGUGCUUUGAUGCGUUUCAGAUCCGAGUCAAGACCAGGCAAAACAUACCCGGCUUGUACGUGAAACCAAACACGAUCACGGUCGAGCUCUCGGCGGACGACACCGUCGUCGUUUGAAGCCUCCAGCAUCGCUCUUGUGUAUAUGGCAGCAUCAAAUCUCUAUUUAAUUGCAUGGUGCAGUUUUUUUA